This is a messenger RNA of Myripristis murdjan (pinecone soldierfish), 3383 nucleotides long. Its product is annotated as NUAK family SNF1-like kinase 1. Lineage: Eukaryota; Metazoa; Chordata; Actinopteri; Holocentriformes; Holocentridae. The transcript is spliced from 7 exons. The record is from RefSeq and is a predicted model, not a curated record. Gene Ontology annotation, cellular component: cytoplasm. Gene Ontology annotation, biological process: protein phosphorylation; intracellular signal transduction; microtubule cytoskeleton organization. Gene Ontology annotation, molecular function: tau-protein kinase activity; ATP binding. Bases 252 to 2408 code for a protein of 718 amino acids.
GCUGAGCUGCAGCUUAUUGUGCUACAUGGAUACGAAAGACGUACACAACUCCUUGAGAGAUAUUUACUGCGCAACUAUUUUUAAUUAUUUUUAAACCAUAUGCCUACUUUGUUACUGUGAAUAACAAUCUAUGGGCAACCUGUUUGGAGGGAAGAAGCGUCUCUGCAGCCUUUGUUCAGAGCUCACAGUGAUUUGGGAAUCCGGUCCCCAGGCAGGCUGUUCGUGACAGGUGCGCCCCGUGCGCAGAGAGGAUGGGCAGACGUGAGGCAGUGAGCAGAGGCGCAAUGAACACCAGCCACCGCUCCGAACUCGGGUGUCUGCAAGACGCGGCGUCCACCGGCAACCGCACCGGUGAUGAGUCCCCGAGGCUCGGCAGCCACCGUCCCUGUAGCGCGGACGAGCGGCAGCGCAACCCCGAUAUGGAUGCUGUGGGCCCGGCGACACCGAGUACCGCCGCCCCGAUGGAAGUGAAGAAGCACCAGCACAAACACAACUUGAAACACCGCUAUGAGGUCAUGGAGACUCUGGGUAAAGGCACCUACGGCAAAGUGAAGAAGGCUGUGGAGAGAGCAAGCCUAAAGACAGUGGCCAUCAAGUCUAUCCGCAAGGAGCGCAUCACUGAUGACCUGGACAGAGUUCACAUCCAGAGAGAGAUCGAGAUCACCUCCUCCCUCAGGCACUCCAACAUCAUCCGCUUCCACGAGGUGUUCGAGAGUCGGGAUAAGAUAGUGAUAGUGAUGGAGUUCGCCAGCAGAGGAGAGCUGUAUGAUUACGUCCACGAGAGGAGGAGACUGCCAGAGACAGAAGCAAGAGACAUCUUCAGACAAAUCACCUCGGCUGUCCACUACUGCCACAAGAAUGGUGUCGUCCAUCGAGACCUCAAGCUGGAGAACAUCCUUUUGGAUCAAGAUUGGAAUGUAAAGCUGGCUGACUUUGGCCUCUCCAACCAUUUCCGGAAGGGCAAUUUGCUGCAGACCUACUGUGGAAGUCCACUCUAUGCUUCACCAGAGAUAGUUAAAGGACUGCCCUACCAGGGGCCAGAGGUGGACUGCUGGGCACUGGGAGUGUUGCUGUAUGCCCUGGUGUAUGGCAGCAUGCCUUUUGAUGGUGCCAGUCACACCACUCUCACAGAGCAGAUCAGCCAAGGUCGCUACCGCAGACCCAGCCCCCCCUCAGAUGCCUGUGCUCUUAUCGACUGGCUGUUGACAGUGCGUGUGGAUGAGAGGGCCACAAUAGAGGAUGUGGCCAACCACUGGUGGGUGAACUGGGGUUAUGAGGAGAGUGUGUGUGACUGCCCUGCAUCCCCACACCAAGACUGCCCCUCCCCACUGCUGGCUCGCUACAUUGACUGGCAGAGUCGAGUCUCCGCUACCAACAGCAUGACUGUUGACCGCUCAUGCCUGUCCUCUGACGCCUCCUGUGCACCUCACUCCUCACCUCACCCCUUCUACUUCAGCUUCCCGCUGAAGGGUGACCGUGCAGGAGGAGGCGGAGGAAGGGUGCGUGGAGGAUUGUCAAGUCUCAGGAAGUCGCGCAAGGAGAAUGCCAUUCCCCAGACUGCACUGGGAUCUUGUGGUGCUGUUUGCACAACAGUUCCCACUUCUGUUACCGUUUCUUCCACUUCCACCACAGAGAGGAAGAAACCUAAGGGCAUUUUGAAACCCCAGAGGAGCUUUGACUCAGCCUUUCACAACCCUUCUAAAGACAUCUCUCCCUCCCAGCCUUGUAACACCAUUCCCAAGUCUUUUCGGCCACAAACCCUUGCCUACACACACACUGAAGUCCUGUCCACCAGCCUGCCGCCUCCAUCUGCAUUCAGUCAACCCUCAUCUAAGAUGCCGAAGAAGGGGAUCCUAAAGAACCUGUAUGGAGGGGAGUCGGCAAGGAUGUCUGGGACAGGCUCAGAUGUGGGAGGGAAAGUGGGUGGUGAUUCUGGGGAUUUGUGCUCCUGUAAACCACAUCCACAUCCCCCUGCUGCAGAAGAUAGCCCCACAAUGCGCACAGAGGCAGUAAGAAGAAGAAAGGGUAUUCUAAAACGUAAUGGCAAGUUUUCCCGCAGCUUGGACCUCCCUGAUCACUCCUCAUCUUCUUCAGCUGCUGUGAUAUUCCCAGAGGCUCUGCAGCAGCUCCUCCAGGCUACAGGGGGCACCAGUGGCACAGAGGGCAGCUGCAGUCGCCCCUCUAGUGUGGUGAGUGAAGAUAGCCUUUUUUCCUCCGAUUCUUUCGACCUACUGGACCUCAGCGCCCAAUCAAGACGCAGGAUUUUCUCAAGGGCCAUGCAGCGGAGUGGAUGCAGCUCUGAGGAGGACCUAGAGGAGCUCGGAGCUGGAGCAGACAGAGUUGGGACAGGCAGAAGACUUCAGGGGCAAGGUGCAGAUGGAGAGGGAAGGAAGGAGAUGCUAAGAUAAAGCUAAGGAAUGACGGAGACAUUAGUAUGGUAAAUAUAUGGAUUUAAUGUCCGUGCUUCAAGGCACUUUUUCAAAAUAACCCGUCAUCUUGAAGAUAUCUUUUUUAAUAAAGUAGGAGCUUACUGUUCCACAAGGAGAGACUGCAUCUCAAAGACUAUAUUGAGCAAUCUACUAUAAACUCAAAGCACUAUUUCUUGGGACAUUUCAUUUGUCUUGAAUGAUGACUUCAUAGUAUUUGUCGACGAUGCCUCUCAAUGUGAGGCCACUGAAUAGAACUGAUUUCUGAAAGGGGUUCAGUAUGUGCUGAAAUACAGAGAUGGGCCUUGAUUAUGGUAUAAUACACAGACAGUUCCUUUAAUAAAUGAGCUCUGUUCUAAUGAAGAAAGACAGAAUUCACUCUGACCUCACUUGCACAACAAAUCCAUCAUUUUAGUCCUAUAUAGCAGAUUUUUGUACAGAUGAGCCUUGAGAAUUUGAGUCUGGAAGCUGUAAUCUGGAAAGGGUACUGUUACUGAAGUUACUUUAUUGACCAGCAGGGUUUUUCAAACUGAUGACAAGCAUAACUCAGCUGGUGUCAAUGUACCAUGUCAAUAGUGACGCUAAACUGACAGGAUAAGACAAUAAAAAUUAAUAUUGUCUGCUCCAUUGUGAGGAUAAAUUCUGUUAAACUGUAAUGUUGUCGGGAUUUUUCACCACGUUGUUGAGUAUAUUUGCAUUGCACAGUAUUGUAUGUGCAUAAUUUGCUCCUUUGCACCAGAAGACACAGUGUGAAUGCCAGAUGGAUCACAUUGCUUUCACCUAGACACCACCAAUGCUGCUGUGGAUAUUUGAAUGGGUGCCAAGGUAAAUUAAUGUGGUUACAUGUAUGCCAUUGUAAAUCUGUAAUUUUCAUACUGUAAGUAGAAAAUUAUAUCAAUUGUUCAACCAUUUUGGUUCUUUUUGUGAAAAAAAAAAAAUAAAUUAUGUGAAUCUGAA